CUUUUGAUUUUGACAGAUUUAUAGAACUCUUUUUAAUUUCAGCAACGCCAUCUUGUACAUCUUUCUGUACGAUUAUUUGAUGAAAACCAAGUAAUAAAGAUGGGUCACGCAAACAUUUGGUACUCGCAUCCUCGUAGAUACGGACAGGGAUCGCGUUCAUGCCGAGCCUGCUCCAAUCGUCAUGGUCUUAUUCGUAAAUAUGGUCUGAACAUCUGCAGACAGUGCUUCAGAGAAUACGCACACGAUAUUGGAUUCAAAAAGCUGGACUAAUGUUGGGGUUUUAUUAUUAGGUUAAUAAAAAUUUAAAACCA
Messenger RNA from Pararge aegeria (speckled wood butterfly), 311 nucleotides. It is a transcript of the gene RpS29, whose product is annotated as 40S ribosomal protein S29. Gene Ontology annotation, molecular function: structural constituent of ribosome; zinc ion binding. Gene Ontology annotation, biological process: translation. NCBI's taxonomy places the organism in Eukaryota, Metazoa, Arthropoda, Insecta, Lepidoptera, Nymphalidae. Bases 100 to 270 code for a protein of 56 amino acids. The record is from RefSeq and is a predicted model, not a curated record. Gene Ontology annotation, cellular component: cytosolic small ribosomal subunit; ribosome. The transcript is spliced from 3 exons.